UAUGAAACACUGAAAUUGGAUGAAAAUGCUGAUGGUUUGGUGAUACAAGUAUGAAUUUUCAAAGAAAUUGCUUGCUAUGCAAGAACAGAAAACAAAUGUUCAAGACUUUGCAAAAAUUGAGAAUACCCUAACAAUUGAACCUCUGAGCUGUGAUCAUCAAUUGGAAUUGUCAUUUCCUACUGUGAAGGCCAUUGUUCCUCAACAGCAAGACCCAGCACUAAAAUCAAGGAUGAAUGAUUUCAGAUUCCCAAGGAAAUGUCCUCGUUUGCCCUUAUCAACUACUAAUAGUUAUAAAACCUGGAAAGGAGAAAAACAUCCAGGGACUAAUUUAGGAUUGACUUUACCCCGUGGAUACUGCAGAUACUAUUUCAAUUCAUUUAAUGGCUGUAAGAAACCAAACUGCUGGUUUUCUCAUGUUCUUGUAUCAAGAGAAGAUAAGCUUUGCAGUGAAAUAAUUAAGAAAUAUAUAAGUAUUGGUGGCGUAGUUUUGCUGCAACGGGCAGUAUAUAUAUUCUCAGAUUACUGCAAAAAAGGUACCUCCGUAUAUCACUUGGAUUUGCAAAUGUUUCAUGAUCUCCUAACAUCUUUGCUUCAGUCCUGUUUGCUGAAAGAACUUUUUCAUGUAGUACACACUGGCAUCAGAAUUAAAAUAUUACCAACUAUAGAUAUUCUACUCAAAAUAUUUGAAGAAGUGGCUUUGAUGAAAGUAAAAGAGGCAGUACCUGAAUUAUCUGAUAUCUUUCGUAAGCUUAUUGAUGUUGGAAUGGUUCUUGAACAUGAACAUAUUAGACAUAUCACCAACUUACUAAACCAGUUACAUGUUUCCAGCGAGGAAAUUGCUAUGCUUAGAUCCAGAUUUCAGGAAAGGCAUUUUCACAAGGCCAUCUUUUGUGAUUUUGAUUCAACAGUAGCAGCAUUUAAGGCCAAGAAGGUUCUGGAUGUGUUUUAUGCUUUAAAGAUACACUUCACACUUCUUAAAGGACUUCUUGAAUCACAGCAAUCGGUAUCAAGAUGUCAAGUUGUUAAUGUUGCUGUAGAAAUCUUUCUCAAAUGUGGGAAUCUUGAUGGAGCAUUAUGGGUAUUGAGAGGGUCAGAAUGGAUAAUAAAUACAGCAGCAUGGCCUUGUGAAAAAAUGGAUGUCCUAAAUCGACAUAAUCUGCUAUAUGCUGUAGCAUCUGAAUUAAUGAUAAAACAACGGUAUGAUGAAACAUUUGAAGUCUUAAGAAAUCUCCCAGGUUUUCAGAAUACUUGUGACUCUCUGGAUGUAUCUCAGAAUGGCCUUUUGUUUAAUAAACUGCUAAGUGCUUGUUCAGAAAGCAGGAACAUUGAAGUAUCAUCUAUUGUAGUGGCUUUCAUGCUUUCAAGAAAUAUCCAUAUUGAAUUUAAUUUACUUCGAGCAUUAAUCACAGCCCUAGGAAGAAGCUGUUUGUGGCUUAAGGCCAGGAAACAUUAUAAAAGUGCUUUAGCAUUGGGUUGCUAUCCAUCACCAGAGGGAAAUCUUUAUCGUAAACUUUUACUGAUUCCUUCUUAUAUGAGUGAAGUUGAAAUGCUAUUAGCAAUUGAAAUGUUUUUGGUUUCAAAUGCCAGUAGUAUUCAGAGUCCUGGAGCUUCCAAUCAAAUACUUCAAAUAGUAUUAAAAAGAUGUGAAGGUAACAAUAUUCAAAACAGUGAGGAAUAUCAGAAUGCUACAGAGAGACUGUUUCAGGCUGUUCAGAUAUCUAAUCCAAAGCUUUUCAUAAAGCAUUUGACAGUCAAUAUUAAUAAGGACCAAAUUUAUAGUUUGGAGUAUACUUCUGUACUUAAAUGGUUGAAAGAGAAUAUGAAAUGGGCAGGAAAAACCUGGCUUUUUUAGUCAAAAUUUGGUUACAGUAAUCAUUGCUUAAAAUAAAUCAAUAAAGAUUGUUUCUGUUGUUUUCAUACUCUUAAUAAUUUUAUCUUUUGGUUUUUAACAUUAAAAAAACAAUUCAGAAUAUGGCUUUCUAGGCAUGGUCAUUCAGAAGAGCCUAUUCUUGAUCAUUUUUUUUUCUGUGUCAAAAUAUUCUCACAGUUCAAGAUUAGAAUUAGAGGUUUCAUAAUCUUUACCGUCUUUCAAAAACAAGGCUGUUGCCGUGCAAAUUAGUUUAUAGUUCUGAGGACAGUAUAGUUUGCGAAAUACUUGCGUACUUAAACAGUUGGCUUUUUUAGUCAAUGAAGACUUUUGUUACAGUAAUCAUUGUUUAAAAUGAAUAAAUAAAGCUUGUUUCUGUUGUA
Messenger RNA from Pantherophis guttatus, 2250 nucleotides. The record is from RefSeq and is a predicted model, not a curated record. Lineage: Eukaryota; Metazoa; Chordata; Lepidosauria; Squamata; Colubridae.